Messenger RNA from Perca fluviatilis (European perch), 1780 nucleotides. It is a transcript of the gene abhd4, whose product is annotated as abhydrolase domain containing 4, N-acyl phospholipase B. The transcript is spliced from 7 exons. NCBI's taxonomy places the organism in Eukaryota, Metazoa, Chordata, Actinopteri, Perciformes, Percidae. Gene Ontology annotation, cellular component: lipid droplet. Gene Ontology annotation, molecular function: phosphatidylcholine lysophospholipase A1 activity. The coding region runs from base 123 to 1166 and encodes 347 amino acids. The record is from RefSeq and is a predicted model, not a curated record.
CUAUAAACGACUUACAAAACAUCAGAAACUAGCCUACAGACACAGAGGCGUACAUUUCAAAGCAGAUACAGAGAACCGUGUUGUCAACCUCUUAACUUGAUGUAACUGAAUGUAGAUAACCAAUGGAGCCUGCUACAACACUCACAGCUCCGAUACAGACCGAUUGCGAAACAGAAUGUCUGGUCACAACAGGUAUUCAGAAUGACCUAUGGGCUCGGUUUGUGACCCUGCCAAACCAGGAUCGAAUAUGGACUCUGACGCUCACCAACAAGGCGGUGCGCAAACCUGCGGAACAGGCCCACAAGACUCCCCUGGUGAUGGUCCACGGCUUUGGAGGAGGGGUGGGCCUGUGGAUCAGGAACAUGGACACGCUGAGUCGGUCACGGCCUGUUUACGCCUUUGACCUCCUGGGCUUUGGUAGGAGCUCCAGGCCUCCCUUCCCCUCAGAUGCUGCCAAGGCAGAGGAACAGUUUGUUGACUCUAUUGAGCAGUGGAGACAGUCUGUAGGCCUGGAGAACAUGAUUCUGCUGGGACACAGUCUGGGGGGGUACCUGGCUACCUCCUAUGCUAUCCAGUACCCUUCUAGAGUGUCACAUCUUAUCCUGGUGGACCCCUGGGGUUUCCCCGAGCGACCCGAGACACAAACCCAAGAGGGUCAGACAGGACAGGGGACAGAAGUGGGGAAGAGGCCACCCCUUCCACGCUGGGUAAAAGCUAUUGCAGCAGUGGUUUCCCUUUUCAACCCACUGGCUGUCAUCCGAGCAGCAGGCCCAUGGGGUCCGGGCUUGGUGAACAGGUUCCGUCCUGAUUUCAAAAGGAAAUUCGAAGAUCUGUUUGAGGAUGACACUAUGACACAGUACAUCUACCACUGUAACGCACAAACCCCGAGUGGUGAGGUGGGUUUCCGGGCCAUGUCAGAGUCUCUGGGCUGGGCCAAGAGGCCCAUGCUUCAGCGGGUUCACCAGCUGCCCCCCUCUAUGCCCCUCACCAUGCUGUAUGGAGCACAAUCCUGGGUGGGCAGCUCGUCUGGGGACAAAGUGGCUCAGAUUAGGGACCAGGCCCACACCAAAGUACUGCUGAUAGAUGAUGCUUCUCACCAUGUGUAUGCUGAUCAACCAGAGGAGUUCAACAGAGUGGUAGAAAAUGUAUGUAACUCUGUUAACUGAUGUGUGUGUGUGUGUGUGUGUGUGUGUGUGUGUGUGUGUGUGUGUGUGUGUGUGUGUGUGUGUGUGUGUGUAAAAGGGAUGGAAAGAUUCUGUGAGCUGUAACCUUUGCCUGUGGAGCAUGCUGGAUGGUUUUGUGUUGGGGCAUAUGAAGACAUCAUGUUGUAGCUCAACAUGAGUUUGAAUGUUAUUUUGUUCUAAAUCCUGUUGUCAUAGUAACAGGUUAUUGAUAUUAUUGUAGUAAGCUUGUAAGCUGAUAUGAUUGUUAUUUUUUCAAUUUAGGGUUGUUAGUAAAUGAUUUAUUUAUAACAUGAUUAAAUUUAUCAUACAGAGAAAUCAUUGAUCUUCUUAAUUCAGUGCUAAAUUAUGUUGCCAAUUGUUAUAUUUUUAACAGUAAGUGAGACACGCACACCACUCUGGAUGCACUGGUUUUAUGUGUUACCAAGCAGUCACAUGGCUACUGAUUCACACUGUUUAUGUGCCUGACAUGGACCAUUAAGUACUGUAUGAGAUAUUUCUUCAUUGGUCCCUGCGUUUCUUUAAAAUAUCUUUCCCUGUAUCAAACAGCUAUUUGUAUUUUAUACCUUGAAAACAAUAAAAGCUUAUUUGACAAACUG